AUGAAGGUGCUCUUCGCCACCGCCCUCAUUGUGGGCUCCAUCGUCUUCCUUUUGCUGCCGGGACCCUCUGUGGCCAACAAGAAGAAGAAGGGACCCAAAGUCACAGUCAAGGUAUUUUUUGAUCUCCAAAUUGGAGAUGAACCUGUAGGCUGAGUGACCUUUGGACUCUUUGGGAAGACCGUUCCAAAAACAGUGGAUAAUUUUGUAGCCUUAGCUACAGGAGAGAAAGAAUUUGGUUAUAAAAACAGCAAGUUCCAUCGUGUCAUCAAGGACUUCAUGAUCCAGGGUGGAGACUUUACCAGGGGAGAUGGCACAGGAGGAAAGAGCAUCUAUGGUGAGCGCUUCCCAGAUGAGAACUUCAAGCUGAAGCAUUACAGGCCUGGAUGGGUGAGCAUGGCCAAUGUGGGCAAGGACACCAAUGGCUCCCAGUUCUUCAUAACUACAGUCAAGACAUCCUGGCUAGAUGGCAAACAUGUGGUUUUUGGCAAAGUUCUAGAGGGCAUGGAUGUAGUGAGGAAAGUGGAGAGCACCAAGACAGACAGUCAGGACAAGCCCCUGAAGGAUGUGAUCAUUGUAGACUGUGGCAAGAUCGAAGUGGAGAAGCCCUUUGCCAUUGCCAAGGAGUAGAGUCUCAGGGACCCCAUCCCUCCAAGC
Messenger RNA from Onychomys torridus (southern grasshopper mouse), 654 nucleotides. Its product is annotated as peptidyl-prolyl cis-trans isomerase B-like. Gene Ontology annotation, molecular function: peptidyl-prolyl cis-trans isomerase activity. Gene Ontology annotation, biological process: protein folding; protein peptidyl-prolyl isomerization. Lineage: Eukaryota; Metazoa; Chordata; Mammalia; Rodentia; Cricetidae. The record is from RefSeq and is a predicted model, not a curated record. The transcript has a single exon. Gene Ontology annotation, cellular component: intracellular membrane-bounded organelle.